AAGGGCUGUGUUCCCUGCUGCUGCUGUGACCCCACGUGUUUGUCCCUUGCAGGAACCCUGUACCAAAGAAUGGUCAUUUCUGAGCAAAGCCUCUGCAGUGAUCCCUAUCCUUACCAGGACAAGAUUUUCAUCUUUGCUGACCCCGAGCUGCUGCCCCAGGCCAUCUGCCACGCUCUGCUCAGUGACACUGAGGCGGCCCAGGUGUCCCAGAGCCGCCGGGGCUGCAUGAGCUGCGUGGUCACCCACACCCUGCAGGCGGCCCUGGGGGACACCUGCGACAUCCACGGCCUCAGRGCCCGGCUCCAGACACUCCCUGAUGGCUCUGUKUGUGACAGCAGGGGCCUCAUGGGCUCACAUCCAGCCAGGAGUACCAGGCUGGGAGGGCCCAGGGGCUGCCUCAGGCAGCRCUCAGCACUGGGAGUUUGUGCUCCUGUGUGGGAAAUGCUCCCGUGUGCUCCAAGCAUCCUUCUUUUCCCAGGGAAUGCUCCCCAGGAGGGGCUGCAGGGGACCCCUCUGCCCAAGCCCAACAUCAGCUUCCACCUGUGGACAGAAGCUGAGCAGCUCUGGAAGGAGCUGGUGCUGUUCCUCCGGCCGCUGUCGCAGAGCUGCGAGCCCGAGUGCCUGAGGCAGGAGCUGGAGCCCCCGGAGGUGCAGGAGAUGCUGUCGGACUGUGAGUGCUGCGAGCAGAGCCGCUGCUCCGUGCUCUCCACCGACAGCGGCAUCGAGCGGGACCUGCCCGCGGCGGCGGAGGAGCCGUGCGCGGCGGACACCGAGCACUCCCGGCUCCACAGGAAGGGCGGCAUCAAGAAGAAGCCGUCGCCGCUGGACGGUGUGGCCUUCCUGCAGGCUGGCAGCGGUGGCGCCGGGGGGAAGCCCCCCGGGAGGACGGGGAUGUCCCCCGAGCCCGCGGCCCCGCUGCAGAGGCUGCACACCGCCCGCGUGGUGCUGCUGGGGGAUGAUCGCAUCCUGGGCCGCCUGGCACAAGCCUAYCACUCGCUCAGGAAACGGGAAACCCGGCGAGUGUUCCUGACGCCCCGGCUGAACCUGCAGUUCUACCACAUCCCCGUGGUGCCCGGGCACCCAAACCCCUCUGGGGCUGUUGGGGACCCCACUGGCCCCGAGGAGCUGUGUGAGGUGGCCCGGUACCUGGGCAGGGCUGACCCCUGGUACGAGAGCAACAUCAACACCCUGUGCCACGUCAUUCCCAAGCUGGCCACCAUGCCGUCAUCACCCAGCAGGGCCCUGGUGACCGAUCUGUUCCUCACCGAUGUCAUCGCCUACUACACCCGCAUGGGCACCCAGCCUGUCUGCUUCCAGGUGCACGCCGUCAAGGUGCUGUUCCGGGACCCGGCGCAGGAGCCAGCUGAGGAUGUGUUCCUGACAGAGCUGCUGGCACAGGUGCAGGACAGCCCCUCCMACAGAGAGCUGAGCACAGCCAAGAAGAGAAGCACCCUGGAUGGCCCUGGUAUUGACCUCACAGUGACCUACAGGAAGGUCGUGCUGAGUGACCGGCAGAAGGAGCUGGCCCUGGCCCUGCGCUCCACGGGCCUGCUGAUGAAGGCCAUCCCUGCUGAGGAGGCUGAAGAGCUGGGCUGUCUGAGCGUGACCAUCACUGAGAUCAUCAGGAUCAACAACUUGGCGGGACGGUCCUUCUCCGCUGUAGCACACAGGUUGAAAACACAGAAUAUCAAGAUCRGGAGCCCAGAGCAGAGACCCUUCACGGUGCGGCUGGACAAGGACAGCAGGAGAACCUACAGGGAUGUGAUCAGCCUGGAGGUGUCCCCCUGCCUCGAGCCCAGCUACUGCCUGCAGAAGACAAGGACCAUGAAACUGAGCCUUCCCCAAGCAGAAGAUGUGGGGCUCGUGAAAUACCUGCCCAAGUCUCUGCUGCUGCCCAUCAACACUUUYGCAGGAGUCAUCCAGUGAAGGAAASRGGAAAAUGCUGCUGUGAGAGUCAUGAUGCUGGGUCAUCACCGAGGACAUAGCAGGAGAAAACACUGAAAGCCACCAGUUGUGAMAUUCAAUGGCAGUGGGGUGAAGAGCUGCCCCAGCAGAGGUGGAUAAGUGACCACUCAGGUGACAGUGUGACCAUGGYUAACAGCCCCUGCCAAAGGGCACGGCCAUGUUCAGAACAGACCUUUAACCUUUGCACAAGCCAGGGAAAAGCUUUGAGCUUCUCCUUUUGGGAAGGCUGAGGAAAUCCAUGUGAGGUGGUGCUGCCUGUGAUGGGGAUCCCUGGGCAGUUGCCAGCAGCAACAUUUAUUUUGGAGAUGUCUUACAGCCCUUUGGAUUCUGCACAGAAAACUCCUCAUUCUGGCCCAGGGGACACAUUUGGGAAAACCAGCCCGAAUUCCCCAGUCUGGUUUAGGACAGUUUAUGGUAUCCCUGCCCUCACAGGGAGAACAUGUGUGUUCAGUGCAGCUGCUGUGGAAAUCAGUGGGAAAGCUGUUGUUGUUCCAAGGGGCUACAUGGAAUAACUAGAGACAGUGUGAAACAGGGCCAGGGAAAUGUGAUGCAAUGUUGGCAGCGAGGAGCAGGGCAAGAACCAGCCAGGCUGUGCUGUGGGGUGUGUUUGGCUGUGGAUGGUUCUGUUGGGAGAAGGAUCCUCCAUGGAGCUGCACAGCAGCUCUGUGACAUCUGAGCUGUGCUGAGAGCACCUGCGAUUUCACAGUGGCUUUACUGCACUACAUCAGGACACAUCAGCUGGAGCCCCAGGAGCACUGGUGCCAUCACCCUGAUUGUACAUCCCAGAACAACCCCAACAGCCCCAGCUGGACUGGAGGUUCUCCAGCAGUGCCUCUGUGCCCAGCCUGCCCGGCCAUGCUGGUUUGGGCUGGGCAGGUAAGGGAUGCAGCAGAGUGGAGAGUGCUCUGGGGAUCGAUGGAUGGGCAGGAGGCUAAAAGGCUUUCCUGUUCUUUCCUCUGUUGCUCCCAUGGUGAGGAAACCCUGCCCUGGUUUACAGAGGGGCCAGGCUGGGCAGUGACAGUGACAGUGACAGCGACAGUGACAGUGACAGUGACAGUGACAGUGACAGCACAGCUCCUGCCUGCAGCAGCUCAGAGUGACCAUGGUCAUGAAAAGGACCCUGCCUUCA
This is a messenger RNA of Malurus melanocephalus (red-backed fairy wren), 3094 nucleotides long. RefSeq names its product phosphoinositide-3-kinase regulatory subunit 6 (gene PIK3R6). Gene Ontology annotation, molecular function: 1-phosphatidylinositol-3-kinase regulator activity. The record is from RefSeq and is a predicted model, not a curated record. Gene Ontology annotation, cellular component: phosphatidylinositol 3-kinase complex, class IB. The transcript is spliced from 13 exons. Gene Ontology annotation, biological process: G protein-coupled receptor signaling pathway; positive regulation of MAP kinase activity. The coding region runs from base 70 to 1926 and encodes 618 amino acids. Lineage: Eukaryota; Metazoa; Chordata; Aves; Passeriformes; Maluridae.